Strongyloides ratti is the source of this 594-nucleotide messenger RNA. Its product is annotated as EF-hand domain and EF-hand domain pair-containing protein. The transcript is spliced from 4 exons. Gene Ontology annotation, biological process: calcium-ion regulated exocytosis. Gene Ontology annotation, molecular function: calcium ion binding. The record is from RefSeq and is a predicted model, not a curated record. Gene Ontology annotation, cellular component: endoplasmic reticulum. Bases 1 to 594 code for a protein of 197 amino acids. Lineage: Eukaryota; Metazoa; Nematoda; Chromadorea; Rhabditida; Strongyloididae.
AUGAAUAAGUUUUUAAUUUUUUUAUUAAUUUUUGUUAUACUCUCUAUAACAUGUGAAACAUUUAAAUUAAUUCCUAUUGAUGAGGAUGACGAUGAUGUUGAAGCUAUUAAUUUUAACAAAGAUGAUACUGAAACUAAAGAGGAAAAAUUUUUAAGAAUUGAUGAAGAUGCUGAUGAAAAUUUAACAUUUGAUGAAUUUUUACACUCAGAUAUGAAUUAUGAAAAAAUUAAAAAAGAAGAAUUUGAAUCUUAUGAUAGAAAUGGUGAUGGAAUUGUAACUAAAGGAGAAUACUACGAUAAACACAAAGAAGAUGAAGAAGAGUUUAAAAAUCAUCAUACCAAUUAUAUUAAUGAAUUAUUUGAGGAAUUUGAUAUUGAUAAAAAUAAUAAGUUAAAUGAACGUGAAGUAGAAAAUGUUUUGCGUAAGAAAUUUCUUUUAAAACCAAAAUCUAACUUUAAUCAUGUUAUUUCUUCAUUUGACAAAGAUGGUGAUUCAGAAUGGAAUAAGGAAGAAUAUUCUGGUUUUGACAAAAAAUUACCUUUUGAAGAAUUUGAUAGUGUUAUAAAUGGUGACAAAAAAACAAUUAAUCUUUAA